AUUUAGGUAAGCUAUUAGUUAUCAGUUAAAUUAUUUUCAACAAUGUCCGCGAUAUCAACGUUCGUAUUUAUCGACCUGGAGACUACCGGUCUGCCGCAAGAGGAGAACAACAAGACAAAAAUAACUGAAAUAAGUAUGGUUGCCGUAAAAAGGCAACAUAUUCUCGAUACGCGUAAGGGAUGUGCACCCCGUGUCCAGCAUAAGCUCACUAUGUGCUUUAAUCCUGGCAGGAUGGUGCAUCCCGAUGGCACAAAGGUGACAGGCCUGUGUAACAAUCUACUUGAACAUGAACCUUUUUUUAACCUGGAAGUAUUUACCCUUAUUAAUACAUUUCUUAACCUGUUAACCAAACCAAUUUGUUUGAUAGCUCAAAAUGGACAUAAUUUUGACUUUCCAAUAUUCAAAAAUCAUCUUGUCAAACUUGGUAUAAGUUUAGCUGAUGAUCUAACCUGUGCAGAUUGUCUCCAUGCAUUCUACGACAUUAUGGAGGAAAUGAAAGAAGUUAACAUAAAACCUAAAACAGAUGUAGAUUUAAUUGAUGAAGAAAAUACAGUCAAUAGCAUAAAGCUACCAGAAAUAGAUGAAAUUGACUUCUAUAGUGACAAUACACUUAUUGCUAAAGCAGUUAAUGAAAAUACACCCAAACGUACUGUUAUUGGAUGUGGGAAUAAAACUCCCCAAAAACCCCAUUCUUCUUUAGCUAUAUCAAAGGCACGUAGAAGGUUCCCAUGGAGUAAAGGCAAGAAGCCAGCAGAAAAAUAUAAACUGAAGGACAUCUAUUACAGAUUGUUGAAUCGGGAAGCUGUAGAUGCUCAUCAUGCUGAGAAUGACUGUUUGAUGGCUCUGCAGUGUGCUGUAGCCUUAGGGGAACCUUUUGUGCGUUGGGUUGAUGACAAUCACUGUUUGUUUUCUGAAGUCAAACCUAUGACUCCCGGCACACCUCUGGGCAGUUAACAUUUUUGAUAUACCUUAUAUAUUGUUUGCAUGUUUUGUGAUACAACUAUUUGAUAUUUAUAUUUUUUAGUU
This is a messenger RNA of Pararge aegeria (speckled wood butterfly), 1026 nucleotides long. RefSeq lists its product as uncharacterized. Gene Ontology annotation, molecular function: nucleic acid binding; 3'-5'-DNA exonuclease activity. Gene Ontology annotation, biological process: DNA catabolic process. Bases 43 to 954 code for a protein of 303 amino acids. The record is from RefSeq and is a predicted model, not a curated record. The transcript has a single exon. Lineage: Eukaryota; Metazoa; Arthropoda; Insecta; Lepidoptera; Nymphalidae. Gene Ontology annotation, cellular component: cytoplasm.